UUUCUCCUCCAUAGUAAAGAUGCUGUGGAGUCUGUUGUUCAUCUCUCUGAUUGGAAGUGCACAAAAUGAUGAUGGUACAGCUCUCUGCAACACACAACUCCUACCACUUAAUAGGACAAAAACAUCCCAGAAAUCAAACUACACAGACAAAAAUCAACUCAUCUACUCUUCUGAAAGAGCUACUGAUGGGAAUAUGACGACAUGUGCUAUCACUGGGACAGAGUCAGACCCCUGGUGGAGAAUUGACCUGCUGCGUGUCUACAACAUUUCUUAUAUCACUAUCUACAACACAGUUGCGUACAACACUGACAUAAGCGGUGCUCAGAUCCACAUUGGGAGCUCAAGUGAGAACAACGGCAUCACUAACAGCAUAUGUAAAGAAAUCACAAACUUCAAACAAAACGAGUGGAAUAACUUCACAUGUAUUACAACCAUGUCAGGGCGCUACAUCACUGUCUUCUAUCCAGGAAAUAAACCGUUAAUUCUGUGUGAAGUGAUGAUCUACGGCACAAUAACAGCUCCUUCAAGCGCAAGAAACUUCAAAUCAACAGCACAAAAUGAGACCAGUAUCACUCUGCAGUGGAAUAAAGUGAACGACUACAUCAGCUUUAUUCUCCAGUUUAAUGGUAGAGAGAUCGACAUCGCUGCACCAGAUGGAGAUGGACCAGUAACGUACACAGUCUCAUCUCUCACUGCUGGAACUACAUACACAUUCGCUCUCUUCUCUGUGUUUGAGAACGUCAGAAGCAGUGGAGUCAGCAUUACUGCAGUUACUGCAAAACGCCCAAAUUAUGUUCUUGUCAUGAAUGUGGAAUUUGAGUUGUUGACUCAGCUGUCAGACUCGGACUUGCAGAGUGUGUUGGAGGAGGUCUUCAGACAAUAUGGAUUGUCGCCACAGUUGUCCUUCAAAGUGUUGCGACGUGAGAUCAGGAAAGACUAAAUGAAAUAAAGGAGGAUGGAUCUGCAAGUUAUUUAGACUUUCCACAAUUUGAAUUGCUUUCCUUGAAGCGAAUAAUAAAAACUGAUAGGAAAGACAUCAGAUUCCUGUGAAAUGUGGUUCGACUUAUUUUUUCUUACUGUAUACUACUACUUAAUACUUCUAAUGUUAUGCGGACAACUUGUUGUAUGUAUUGCUACUACCAUUACAUUGUUAAACAUGUGCUCCUUCUUCGCAUGAAAAAAUCCAGAAACUAUAAAUAUGCAAACUUUUUUCAUUUGGAAAGUUGAACAUAUAUUAAACUCAGAUUUAAAGUUAGCACAGACAACCUUUUUCAGCAGAUGAAUGUAAAUAUGUCUUUUAGUAACAAACAUCAACACAUGCACCAUUCUGCAGAGUGAAGCUCAAACAUUCAGGUGAAGUAACAAUAAAGAAAACACAUUUUAGAGUGGAGGGGGACUUUAAACAAUCCAUUUCAUUCAAUUUUAAUUGUUUUAUGCCUUCAGGAAAUCUCAAAGCGUUCCAGAAAGAGAAGACGGGCUGAGCUGGUGGAGGUGAUCCAGAAGAAGCAGGCAGCUGGAUUCUGCAACGGCUACUUACAUUUAAUGUGGUCAUCGCAUUUUGUGUGUGCAGUUUUGGGAUUUGUGUGUAUAGUUAAAAAAAACAAGCAUCGUUUGUAAAAUGUGUAUAAGCAGUUGUGUAAAACUGUAUAAAGGCAGUGAAACCACCGCUUUCCUCUUGGGAGUUUUGCUCCUCCGCUCUGCCUGGUACUCUCCAAACAACGCGCUGAAGCCUUCUGUGACAUCCGGACAAUCUCAACGCUGAUGACGUCUUAACUGAAAACCCGCCUUGAUAAGACUGAGAGAUUGCAUUUUCUUUUGCAUUGUGUUCCACAAAUAUGGAGGACGGAUCCUGACAGAAUCAGAAAUAAAUACAUAAAUAAAUAAUUGCUCAAUAAAUAAAUAAAAUCCGAUGCACAAACACAGUAAAUAAAUAAAUGUAGGCAGUAAUUAAAUUAUACAAUGAGGCAUAAAUAUAUAUAUAUAUAUCUUUUAAUUAGCUUCAUUAUUAAUUACCUCUCACAACUUUAUUUAUUGUCUGAGAAACUUAUCUGAAAAGAGGCUAUCAAGUCUUAAUUAUAUGCGAUGCAAGCACAACAUAAAACAUUACACAUGUCACAAUGUCCAGUUUUCAAAAUAAGGUGUUAAUACAACAUAUACAGAAUGAAUAAUAAGAUUACCGUAAUUGUGUUAUAUUGAGUAAAAAGCAUGUUACGUGUCCAUUAAAAGUAAUAAAAACACCAA
Micropterus salmoides (largemouth bass) is the source of this 2241-nucleotide messenger RNA. RefSeq names its product fucolectin-4-like. Gene Ontology annotation, molecular function: protein binding. The record is from RefSeq and is a predicted model, not a curated record. NCBI's taxonomy places the organism in Eukaryota, Metazoa, Chordata, Actinopteri, Centrarchiformes, Centrarchidae. The transcript has 8 exons. Bases 20 to 940 code for a protein of 306 amino acids.